Molecule: messenger RNA, 1143 nt
Organism: Amaranthus tricolor (Joseph's coat)
Lineage: Eukaryota; Viridiplantae; Streptophyta; Magnoliopsida; Caryophyllales; Amaranthaceae
Exons: 8
Coding region: 75-881 (268 amino acids)
Cellular component (GO): chloroplast
Molecular function (GO): protein binding
Source: RefSeq, a predicted model, not a curated record
AGUAACCUUAUCCUUCAUCCUCAUUCGCUCGCUUUCCUUCUCUCUCAAACUAAAAAAAAAAUAUCAGCACCAAAAUGGGUAUUAUAAGUAACCCUUUAAAUCCAACAAUCAAAACUCAUUCAAUAAUCUCCAACACAACAUCAUCAUCAAACAAUUCUCGAUUACCAUUUCCUGUCACACUAACUUUUAGAACACCCACUAAUUACUCCCAACAACAACUUUAUCUCUCAAGAAGGAUUUUCCUUCCUUCAGUUUCAGUUUCAGGAAUCUGGGAUGCAUUAACUGGUGGUUCUAACAAUAAUGCCCGAGAAGCUGUUCUUGCUAUUCGCCGUGGUAUGCUCCUGUUCAGACAGGGUGAUGUAUUGGGGUCUCUUGCUGAAUUUGACAAAGCCAUUGAACUUGAUCCUCGUCAAAAGGCAUAUCUUUGGCAAAGAGGGCUCUCUCUUUACUAUCUAGACAGAUUUGAGGAAGGGGCAGAGCAAUUCAGGAUAGAUGUUGCACAGAAUCCAAAUGACACAGAAGAGUCGAUUUGGUGUUUUCUUUGUGAAGCUCAGCUCUAUGGAGUUAACGAAGCUCGAAAUCAAUUUCUCGAGGUAGGUAGAGAUUCAAGACCAGUGAUGCGUGACGCCUACAAUAUGUUCAAAAAUGGUGGUGAUCCUCGUAAGCUUGUUGAUACGUUCUCAAGCAGUCGAGAUGGUCAGUACUUCUAUGCAUCUUUAUAUGCUGGUCUCUAUCACGAAGCACUGGGAGAAGAGGAAGCAGCUAAGGAAUAUAUAGUUGCUGCUUGCCAAUCCCCUUAUGGCCAAAGAGCUGAUGAUUACAUGGCUUCCCUCGCCAAGGUCCAUUGUGACUGCAGAAACUGGAAAAUAGCUGAAACAUGAGAUGGUCCUUAGAUUUGGGCUCAAGACAUAUCAUGGAAUUUAUUUUUCUUUCAUGAUGAUUGAUGGCUUUUCCUGUUUGGUGUGGGAGAACAUAGUAUUGAAUUUGUUCUAUAGUUCUUAAUCAAUGAAAUAUAUUUUACAUUAAAUUCGAAACUCUUUUUGAGUACUUUUAAUUCAGUUCAUAACAAAAUUAAUUAACUGUAGAAAAUUGAAAUUAUUAUCAGCUAUUGCGUAUAUAAAUAAAAAAAAUUUAUACUAAGAA